CCACCUUCCAUAGUUCCAUUCAUAUUUCUUCUACAAGAUUUACACACUCUCUUUCUUUGUGUGUGUAUAAUUUAGCGGGCUAGGCGAGGGUGGAUUUUCUAUAUAAGCUAGACUUCCCAGCCUAUCUACAGUACUACACAUCCCUUAUAAGUUACCAACUUAAUUGACAAGUUAAUUCCUUGCUUUUUCUUUUCCUCUUCUACUCAUUAGCCAUGAAUUAUGAACCUAGUACUUGUCUAAGUUUGGGUUUAUCAAAGAAUGAUCAUUUAAACCUAGACCUAGUACUGGACCCUUCUUCUCCAGGUUCUUCAUCAUCAUCAACAUUUAGUCCGCCCGAAGCACCACGAGUCUUCUCUUGUAACUAUUGCAGAAGAAAGUUUUACAGUUCACAAGCUCUAGGAGGACACCAAAAUGCUCACAAACUGGAGAGAACUUUAGCCAAGAAAAGCAGAGAAUUUUUAACGUCUCACGCUGGGUUGAGUCGACGGGCUGGAUCGGGCUUUAACAAGCUAAACAACAUGCACGGGCCCAUCCCCGGGCUUGAUCAUCGUGGACAAACAGGUAGGUUUAACAGUAAUAUAGAGAAUGGAAGACUUGCUGAAAAUUAUGGCAAUUUGAACAGCAAAUUCAGUGAGUGUGUUCAUGAAGAGUUUAGUAACCUUGAUUUGUCUUUGAAACUUUGAUUCAAGCCAGGAAUAUUUCAUGUACGUUAUGAAAG
Molecule: messenger RNA, 718 nt
Organism: Olea europaea var. sylvestris
Lineage: Eukaryota; Viridiplantae; Streptophyta; Magnoliopsida; Lamiales; Oleaceae
Product: zinc finger protein 2-like
Exons: 1
Coding region: 213-683 (156 amino acids)
Biological process (GO): negative regulation of abscisic acid-activated signaling pathway
Source: RefSeq, a predicted model, not a curated record